UAGAUCAACUAAUCAUUAGCCCGUUAUCCCUCCUCAUCCCUGAACUUCCCAGAGAGGGAUAGCUCAGAGAGAUAGAGGGCGAGGCAAUGGCUUGCAGUUCCAAACUGGCUGCUCUCUUCUUGGUGGCAACAAUUCUGCUCUGCCUCAUCUGCACCAGGAGCCAAGCAGCAAGGCCUGAACCGGGAUCCAAUGGCCACAAAUCACAGGGUGUUGCCUCCACUAUUAAGAGCGGUGCUACUUCAGGAACCCGGGUGGAAAUGCAUCAGCAAGAACCGGAGGCAUCGGAGUGCCUGCAGGGAGGGGAGGCAGAGGAAGAGUGCCUGAUGAGGAGGACCCUUGUUGCUCACACCGAUUACAUCUACACCCAAGGGAGCCACCACUAGUGUAGUGGUGUGCAUCAGUGCUCUUUGACAGGGCUAGUUUGGAACACGGGAAUUUUUUUGCAGUUCUUGGAGGAUAUGAACUAGUUGUCUAGCUCAUGCAAAGUUCCUACAAGACCUUUGUGUGAAUUCCUGCAUUCGAAACAAGCACCAAAGAAGAAAUUAUAGCUGGUCUCUUAUGCAGUUCUGUACCAUCUUUUUAGCUGAUUAUCUGUACAUUCCUCGCUCCUUAGUCGUUAGCCCUGUAUACCCAUUCUCUAUUUCUAGCUAUCACCUUCAGAUAGUACACGGAACUCUGGGCUGUAAACACAGCAUAUAUCUAACUCAUGUAUCCAUCUUCCUUCAGCAAUGAUAAAUUACAGUUUCUAAUAUCUAUCGAA
Oryza brachyantha (malo sina) is the source of this 760-nucleotide messenger RNA. RefSeq names its product phytosulfokines. The record is from RefSeq and is a predicted model, not a curated record. Lineage: Eukaryota; Viridiplantae; Streptophyta; Magnoliopsida; Poales; Poaceae. Bases 87 to 383 code for a protein of 98 amino acids. Gene Ontology annotation, molecular function: growth factor activity. Gene Ontology annotation, cellular component: extracellular region. Gene Ontology annotation, biological process: cell population proliferation. The transcript has 2 exons.